This is a messenger RNA of Amphibalanus amphitrite, 1454 nucleotides long. RefSeq lists its product as uncharacterized. The transcript is spliced from 3 exons. Bases 140 to 1090 code for a protein of 316 amino acids. Lineage: Eukaryota; Metazoa; Arthropoda; Thecostraca; Balanomorpha; Balanidae. The record is from RefSeq and is a predicted model, not a curated record.
GCUCACGGCCUGACGCCAGCACCAGGCCAGGUGACUGAGGCGAGAGCGCGAGAGGUGUGAGCGAAACAGGAGCAGUCCUUGUUACCGCUGACCAGGUCAGGUCAGUGGUGGUGUCAGUGGUGUCAGUGGUACGGUGGUGAUGGUGCGGCGGUGGUGUCCGCACAGGAGACAGGCUGUGGCGUUUUUCCUUGCGGCGUUCUCGCUUCUCUCGCUGUUGUUUCCGCCACGUGAUCAGCGCAGCGUGAACGAUGGUCACAGCCGUCACAGGAGUGGGAGCUCGGUGUGCCGGCCGGACAUGGAGGUGACCCGCCUGCCGCCCAUGCCGGACGACGAUAACGUCCUGCUGCACGCCCUGUUCCGGUACCUGACCGAACCGAGCCGGGCCGCCUGCGACAGGGUGCUGCGCUUCGGCGGCAUGUCGCACCUUGACAAUCUGAAGUCCCUGCGGCUGGACGGCCACAAGUACGUGUGCGCGGACGCCGAGUUCACACUGCUCUCCUCCACCUCCUGUCUGGUCUACUCGUUCGGCAUCAGUGAAGACUGGUCCUUCGACUUCGACAUGGAGUCAUUCGGCUGCACAGUGCACGCCUUCGACCCGACCACUAACGACACGGCGGGCUACCAGAACGGCUCUAUCUUCUUCCACAAGCACGGCAUCGGCGGCUGGGACGGACAGGUGGACGGCAUGGCCGUGCGCUCGCUGGACUCGAUCGCGCAGAGACUGGGACAUGCAGCGCGCACGGUGCACUACCUGAAGCUGGAUGUGGAGGGCUCCGAAUGGGCUGUGUUUGAGCAGCAGGUGCGCGGCGGCGAGCAGUCCACCCUGUUCAGAAACGUGGAGCAGCUGGGAGCCGAGCUGCACUUCACCUGGCAUCUACCGGUUACGUUUCACCGCGAGUUCUACCGGCGAGUGUAUCGCGCAUUGCUUGGCUUGCAGGCGAUGGGAUUCUACCCGUUCGCGCACGAGUGGAACUGGUCCUCGCAGGAGAUGGAGGUGCCAGGAUUUGAACACAAGCUGCCCAGUGCCAUGGAGGUAGCCUGGGUGAAGUCGAGGUGCGCGCCGGAGUCGGCGCGAUGGAGGACAAAAUGAGGCAAUCGCAAUGUGUGAUUAGAUAAGAGAGUCGCGAAAGAAAUGUGUGAUAUGAUAACCGCGGUGCAUUUUGGUGAGUGAGGGUGACGAGGUUGUGCCAUUGGAGUGUUGAACAUUCAUAGGGAUAGGUGUUCCAUGAAUUGGAAUGUCUCCGAGAACUUGACAAUUCGCCGAUUUUUACCUUGUUCUCGCAUAUCUGUUGCCUAUCAUUUUAAUGCGUUGCCAUUGUCAUGUCGCGGUAUGAGUAGCUAUGUCUUGAAGAACGGGCUAAUGAAUGUGAUGACAUACAGCUGGUUGCGAGCUGGUUGGAUGUGUAGUGUUCAUUAUGAAUCUUGUAAUGUAAAUAUACAUGCUUGUGAACAUU